Fusarium subglutinans is the source of this 1992-nucleotide messenger RNA. RefSeq lists its product as uncharacterized. Bases 1 to 1992 code for a protein of 663 amino acids. The record is from RefSeq and is a predicted model, not a curated record. Lineage: Eukaryota; Fungi; Ascomycota; Sordariomycetes; Hypocreales; Nectriaceae. The transcript is spliced from 3 exons.
AUGGAUGAAACUACGCGGCUGGAGUUGAAAAGCCUCAUAUCAGCGACUAGAUCGCAGGUAUCUGGAAAUGCUUCAGUCCUACACCCAGCUGGUGUUGGAGAGUCGCUUCGAUAUUCUUCGCCGUCCUGGAGCAGGAGAGUAGGCUUAGCUGUGCUACUUAUCCUCAUCCCGAUCGGAUAUUCAGUCAUCCUUGUCAUGAUGGCUUAUUUGCAUGGAAAGAAACAGAGCCCAUUCGGCGACACGGUACUAGAAGUUCUAAGCGUUGCUUCCACCUUGUGGCCAAUUUUGUUCGCUGCUGUCCUGGGACCAUUGUUAAAAUCCAUUGCACUCUUCCGUGCUGAAAGAGGAUCGAGGCUAGGCUCCCUAGAGUUCCUCUUGACCAGUCAGACCACGGCUUCUGCCCUGAAGAACAUUCUCACGAUGGGAUGGAUUGGUAGUUGGGCCAUUGGCGUCAUUGCAAUAUGGUCCCUGAGUCCUUUAGGAGGUCAAGCCGCACUCCGCUCAUUGGGACUCCAGCAGAAUCCUAUUUCCACAAAGACGCCAGCAACUUACUACCUUGGGAAUAAUAGAAGUCAGGUCUACCAGUACUACCGCGCUGGGGCGAGCGUCUUCUUCGGAGCAUCAGCUGGAGCAUCGCUCAUUUCAGAUAUGAGAACUAUUCUUUCUACUUCGUUUUCGACUCAGGAUAUCCUUGUUUCGCACGCCAACACGAGUAGCCCACAUUACAAUGACACCAUUGCUGACCUUGGGGGAUACGACGGCGAGGACCCUCAUGCAUGGGUGUCUGUUCCUGAAGAUGAAAUCGUCCCUUAUGCUUCACUGAUUGGACUCCCGAUCCGAGGCGGCUCAUUCGAAAGACCAGGAAACUCAAGCAUGACAGUUCAUUUCCAUUAUCAGACUCUUUCUUGCGGGAGUGCCUUCAAUGGGAGCGAAUGGGUCAGAAACGGUUCUGCGGCGCUCUGGUAUCACAACACCAGGUCAAGCGUUCCUUUAAGGAACCAAUACAUGGGCGAAGCAGCACCUAAUAUGGGAUACCCAAAUAUCUGGUUCGACUUCCCAAACACUUCCACGCUCACGGAGCACUUCACAGCAACAUUCGACAUGGAACCACAGUCAAAGUUGCAACUUGUGAUGGGAGGUAUAUGCACUGACGCUGCAUACAAAAAUACGGAAAUGCUCAGACUUUGCGACAUCAGCACUUCGUAUAUCGACAUGCAGAUCGGCUGUACUAGAGCUACGGUCGAUGCUGACCUCGUAUGCCAGGCUAAACAGGCUAGGCACACGCCAUCAUACCCGAUCAAGGGCAACUUGACAGCACUUUCAAGCUGGAGGCUAGCACCGGGAAUUCUGCGAGAGCUACCAUUCACGGGCGCAAGUCAUCAUGUCGAGGAGCCCAGCACGCUUGAGAUGUAUCUAAGGGACCCCCUUGGAGUCUUCCAGCGCAUUCGCGGAGGAUACAUGGAUGACCCGGAGACUACGAACAAGCUGGGAUGCUUCGCUUCUCUCCCCGCGGAGAUCAUUGAACGCAGACUCGCAACUGUCCUCAACACGAUCACCAUGCCGACUUAUGAAGUGAACGUGUUGACUGGUGGCAAGGGAUUGUCACUCGAUGGCGGACCAGUGCUCUGGCAGAAUACCACUGCGACAUGGGUGGAGUUUGACAGUGAUAUCUACAAGCUGAAUAAGCCGUGGUUUAUUACGACAAUACUAUCGACCGUAGUAUUGAUGAUUUGUGCCGCUGCCAACAUCGUUAUUCGCCAGCGUAUCAGAGCCCCCGAUUUCCUGGAUAGUGUUGCUGGGUUGACAAGAGAUUCUCAAUUCGUAGAUGUCUCUCAAGAGGGAAGUGGGAAAAGUGGCUCUGACAGACUUGAAAUGAUCAGAGAUGUCCAGGUUCGGAUUUGUGAUGUUUAUCCAGAGCGAGAGAUUGGGAAGAUUGCUUUGACGACGGAACUAAACGGCCCAAAAUUGAGAUGGGAGCGGAUCUAUGCUUAG